This is a messenger RNA of Diaporthe citri, 1554 nucleotides long. RefSeq lists its product as uncharacterized. Bases 1 to 1554 code for a protein of 517 amino acids. Gene Ontology annotation, cellular component: mitochondrion. NCBI's taxonomy places the organism in Eukaryota, Fungi, Ascomycota, Sordariomycetes, Diaporthales, Diaporthaceae. The transcript is spliced from 3 exons. Gene Ontology annotation, molecular function: asparagine-tRNA ligase activity; ATP binding. The record is from RefSeq and is a predicted model, not a curated record. Gene Ontology annotation, biological process: asparaginyl-tRNA aminoacylation.
AUGCGUGCAUUCCACUUGGCGCUCGCUGCCAGGCACUUGCCGUUGAGGAGCACAGCAACCGUCGCGUCUCGUCCAGCGUUCUCGCCGUUGACGCGUCGAUACGUUACAAGUGGCAGUGGCAACGUUGCUUCUAGGUCCGUUGCGAGGCUUCUCGAGUGGAAGCCCCAGGAAGAGGUCCGCGAUGUCGUCGUUAAUGGCUUCAUCCGCUCGGUGCGGUCCAUGAAGUCGCGCUCCUUUGUCGCCCUUGGAGACGGCUCCUCCCUUGCUUCUCUGCAAGCCCUCGUGCCCACGAACCAGGCCCAAGGUCUCGCCCUCGGAGCCGCCGUUCGUCUCACCGGGGCCUGGGUUCCCUCAAAGGGCACCGGCCAGUCCCAUGAGCUCCACGUCGAUAGCGUCCAAGUCCUGGGUCCUUCCGACCCCAAGACAUUUCCGAUUCAGAAGAAGUACCAAACCCCUGAGUACUUGCGAACGAUACCUCAUCUUCGGCCGAGAACUCCUUUCAACUCCGCACUCCUCAGGCUUCGGUCCGAAAGCAUCGCGGCAUUGACCCAGUUCUUUGCCACUCGUGAAUUCGUCCAGACUCACCCUCCUAUUCUGUCCUCUUCUGACUGUGAAGGCGGCGGAGAGGUUUUCAAGGUCGCCCCUGCGGAACAAGACGAGGGUGAGGCGGCCGACUCGUUCUUCCGAGCCCCCAAAUAUCUCACUGUAUCAACCCAGCUGCAUCUUGAGGCACUCGCACAGGCUGUCGGCAAUGUGUGGACUUUGUCCCCGACGUUCCGCGCAGAGAAGAGCGACACGUCGAGACACUUGAGCGAGUUCUACAUGCUUGAGGCGGAGAUGAGCUUUGUGGAUCAGCUGGGUGGCGUCAUGGAUGUUGUCGAAGACAUGCUACGAUGUAUGACCACAAGUCUUUACGAGUCUCGGGUGGCUCAGGAGCUUCGAUCCCCAGGCCAAGACAGGGCGUCCGGCGAAAGCGCUGCUGACAGAGCCUCGCCAGAAGAAGUCGCCAGAAGAUGGCAGGGAAUGAUGCAGCCUUCUUGGCCACGUGUGACGUAUGCUGAAGCCGUCGACAUUCUGGAGAGAGACGCUCAAUCGUUCAAGCAGCCGCCUUCGUGGGCCGCAGGGCUUCAGUCAGAACACGAAAAGCACAUCGCCCGCGUGGUUGGAGAGGGGAAGCCGGUCUUUGUUACCGACUACCCAUCAGAAAUUAAGCCCUUCUACAUGCGUGCAACUCCGGAAACCGGAUCAGCAACCCGCCGUACCGCCGACUGCUUUGAUCUCCUGGUGCCAGAAUAUUGCGAGAUUGCCGGCGGCUCGAUGCGUGAGCAUCGCCUGCCACAGCUCUUGGAUUCCAUGAAAAAGCACAAUAUGGCCACACCUUCUCUGGACAACACCAGCCCUCCGACUGUGGACGACCCUAUGCCGCCGCCCGGCAGCUUGGAUUGGUAUGUCGACUUGCGGCGUUGGGGAUGUCCUCCUCACGGGGGUUUUGGACUCGGCUUCGACCGUUUACUCAGCUAUCUGCUGGGGUCCAGAGCAUCCGGGACACAGUGA